CCAGUGUCCUGGCGCUCACCUGCGCUCAGCGAAUCAAGUCGAGGCAGAUUGUGUGUCUUGGCAUCGAGCGCGCGCGACCGUGCCAGUCGUACACAGCGGAGCGCCAUAAACAAAAUUCGCGAUGGAAAUUGGCGCCAAAUCUGUGAUCUGACGCGGUGCCAAAUAAAUUGGUGAGCUGCGUGGACGUCAAGUUAGGUGAGGCGCCAAGUUGGCAAUUGCGAACGUUGGUCACGGGAAAGAAGACACGUGGUUUGGAUUGAUAAGUGGUCUUUCAAUUGACGGACGCGAAAGGUGGACUGUUGCAACGCCCCUCCGCCCAGCGCCAGUGACAUACGGCAACACAGAAGUCCAAGAGGUCUGGAGCGGCGAUGGCGACCGCCUUCUCUCUUCUCUGUGGUGAUUGCGGCGUGCAGUUGCGCUCUAUGAAGGAGGCCCAGGAUCAUGCGGAGGCUUUCGGGCACUCCAACUUCAAGGAAUCGACGGAAGCGGUCCUGAGUUUGGUCUGUGCCACGUGUGGAAAACCUUGCAGAAGCAAGACGGAAGCAGAUCUGCAUACAAAGCGGACUCAACAUGCUGAUUUUGUCGACAAAACGAAGGAAUCAUCAACCGCAGUUCAAUUGGUUGUGGAGAAGGAGAAGAAACCCGUCGAGUCUUUGAGGCCCGUGUUGGAAUCUGCAGAGCCCCAGGCAGGGCAGACUGACGUCGAAAUGGCAACAGAGGGCGAAGCAGGAGGUGUUGAGAUGGUGGUCCCAAUGGUGAAUCGGACAGUGUUGGCCGAGCUUGAAGAAAUGGGGUUUCCCAAAGCUAGAGCAACACGGGCUUUGCAUUUUUGUGGACGUGAGGACGUUGAAGCUGCUGUAAAUUGGAUUGUUGAGCACGAGGAGGAUCCAGAUAUCGAUGAGAUGCCUCUGGUUCCUGCAGAUGCAACGGCUGCGAAGCCCAAGCCACUGUUGACACCAGAGGAGGCAAAAGCAAAGGCAGCUGAAUUGGUGGAGAGAGCGAGGAAAAAGAAAGAAGAGGAGGAAAAACGGAUGGAAAGGGAAAGAGAGCAGGAACGUCUUCGCAUUGGAAGGGAGAUGAUGGAGGCAAAGCGGAUUGAAGAGGAUCAAGAACGCAAGAGGUUGAUUGAACUCAGGGCAAGGGAAAAGGAAGAGGAGAGGCAGGCAAGAGAGAAGAUCCGGAGGAAGCUCGAAGAAGACAAGGCGGAAAGGCGAAUGAGAUUAGGAUUGCCUCCAAAGGAGAACACUCCCGAACCACAGCCCACACCAGCUGCAUCAGCACCGGAAGUGAAGAAGCCAUUUGUGCCAGUGAAACCUGCUUCCAAGGCGGAGCAAAUGCGUGAUUGUUUACGGAAAAUGAAACAAUCUCAUAAGGAUGAAGGGCCGCGAGUGAAGAAGGCGUUUGAAACAUUAAUGACCUACAUUGGAAAUAUAGCCCGUUCACCAGGAGAGGAGAAGUUCCGCAAGAUCCGCCUCGGAAAUCCCUCGUUCCAGGAGCGCGUGGGGAGCCUGGAAGGUGGGAUUGAUUUUCUGCAGCUUUGUGGGUUUGAGAAGCAGCCUGAUGGGGAGUUCUUGGUGAUGUCGAAGGAGCAUGUCGACUUGAUGCUUCUUCGUACGGCUGGAGGGGAAUUGAACUCUGCCAUUGUGAACCCCUUCUUUGGUGUUCUGUGAGUUUGAGAAUUUGGGUAGCUGGGAGGGUGGUAGGGUGUUGAGGUUGUUUGUAUACCCCAAAGUUUGAACACUGGUUAGUUUGUCUCAUCACCGCAUCCCUCAGUGAGAAAUCUUGUACGAGAAAAAUAAUGUUCACAAUUUUGAAUGCGAUCUUCUCUGACGUACCAUCAUCAUACCUGACAUUUGCCCCUAUCGCUCCUGUGGCAGGUGGGAUCUCCCUGCCAUGUGGCUGUUCUCUCUCGGUGUGAUAGCACUGUGCGGUUCGACAGCACCGCACGAUGUGCAGGAGGUUCCUUGUUAAUAGUUGUUAUGAAAAGCGAUGGCUAAUCUUUGAAUUUUGUACGAUGACUGAUCACAGCCGUGACUCGUUUCUGCAUAGCUUCGGUGAUGUUUGGAAGGUGAGCAAUCAUUCCGUGUUCGCUGACAGUAUUGCGCUCCGUCUUUAUCUAAUCCUGUUUGGCCAAACCUAUUGCUCCCGUAUGAGUGGUGAAGUGCCGGGUUCGUUCAUCUAGAUUACCUAUGGCGGGCUAGGAACCAUCUCCAUGCCCUCUUGUCAGGAGGGAACCCUCUCCAUGCCCUCUUGUCAGGAGUCUCACAUCUUCAGAACGGAAAGUUCGCUACCCUUAAAGAUUGAACCCUUCAUUUUGUCAGGGGUCUUGUACCUUUGGGAACAAAAACUUCUGCCCUUCUACGGAUUCUGUGGUUCCUCUGAAGCAUAGAGCGUCUGCCUGUCUUAAUAUAGGGAAGAUCUGUCAAAGUGCACUUACUUAUCGUGCCAAGCAGAGGCGAAGGGGGAGUGUUCAAUUUGUGAGGGAGAAAGAGUAGACAGGUCGGCAAUCCGUUCGUCCUCGUCUUCCUUGCCCUUGCCCUUUUUCCAUUCUGACCAUUGAUGCCAUACUCCUAUGCUGAAAGGUAUAUCCCCCCCCUAUUCGUCUGCGUUCUUGAUGUCGUUGCUCCUGUCCUCCUUUCAGUCAGGCCCUCAGCAUUGUGAUUAGCCUCUUGCUGCUGCCCUCUUAUCCUAAUGUUUGUGACGCUCAUUCUUCACUUCCCGUCCUCGUGCCCAAAGUG
Molecule: messenger RNA, 2738 nt
Organism: Chara braunii
Lineage: Eukaryota; Viridiplantae; Streptophyta; Charophyceae; Charales; Characeae
Source: the annotation of a GenBank genome assembly